Molecule: messenger RNA, 1167 nt
Organism: Diprion similis
Lineage: Eukaryota; Metazoa; Arthropoda; Insecta; Hymenoptera; Diprionidae
Product: PXMP2/4 family protein 3
Exons: 5
Coding region: 272-835 (187 amino acids)
Cellular component (GO): cytoplasm; membrane
Source: RefSeq, a predicted model, not a curated record
GACGUCUUACAAUGUACUGGUUUCUAGGUAAAAACUGAUAACACACGUCGUCAUGUUUAUUCAAUCAUAGUCUUUAGUUGAGUUAAAAAUACCGAUAAGUUGAAAAUCAGCAUAAUUGUCGUCAAGUAUGUACACAAUUGAGCAAAUAAAAAAACGAGAGAUAACAACACUAGAGACUAGAGACGAUAGAGGUCAGAGACACUGUACCGCAAGAAGAGAUCAGUGAAAAUCAAUUAAGAUCAACCCUAAGGAACGGCGGUAAUUCGUGACAAUGGCUGUAUCAAAAGCUGUAGACAUUGUUUACGAUCUGGUUGGAGCUUAUUUUUAUAGUCUUCAUUCAACUCCGCUGAAAACGAAGGCUCUUACGAGUUGCUGCAUUGCAACUUUGGGUAAUUAUGUAUCACAGAAAUUAUCCGGAGGGAAGCACCUCAAUCAAGAUAGUCUAAUUGCAUUCGCAUUAUUCGGCUUCAUUUUUGGCGGUCCAGCGCCUCAUUUCUUUUACCAGCAUGUCCACAAGUUAACAAAGCAUUCGCUUGGGAUUCUCCUGAUAGAGAGACUUUUGUAUACACCGUGUUUCCAGGUCUUGUCAUUGUACAUGCUCGCACGAUUUGAGGGAAAAACUCACGAAACAUCCUACUCUCAGUUGGCGAAGUUAUACUUGCCUGUUCUGACGGCAAACUUGAAGUACUUAACACUGUUCCAAUUUAUCAACAUCACAUUCGUCCCACCAAUGCUACGUGUGCUGGUGGUAAAUCUGAUCGGAUUCUUCUGGUCGAUAUACUUGGCCAAUAAGAGAGCAAAGCAAGCAGCGAUGGACCGAGCGCGCAAGGAUUAAGAAUUGGUCGAGUGACGAUGAUUUAUAAAUAAUAUUUUUUAUACACUCUUGUAAAUUCCAUGUAUGUACUCCAAUAAGAUAUGACAUUUGAUACGUUGAUUAUGUCAUCUCCGCCUGCGGUCUUAUUAAGACUUAGAAUAAUCUGUUAUAGCUCGCUAAUGGCAGUUAUAUUUUGCUCAAUUAUAUUUGUUAUCUGUACAAUAAUAUGAUCUGUGUAGUUAUAGAGUGUGUAAAAUGAUUCAGGGCACAAACUAAUUUCGAAAUGAGAAAUGAUAAUAUUAAUUGUUAAAUGGUUUUCCUAUUUAAAGUGGUGGCCAAAUUAUAGAAAUAAA